GCCAUAAUAAAAUCUUAACCCUAACCCUCACCGAAACCAACCCGAUCCCACUCCCCCACACGCCUCCCCUGCGUCCACCUCAUCUCUCCCUCACCCCCCUCCUCUCCCUCACCCCCUCAUCCUCCUCAAACCCACGGCGACCAUGGCCACCACGGCGGCGGCGACGACGACGACGACGACGACGACGACCCCUUCCUCCCCACCGGCUUCGUCACCGCCUUCUCCGCCUGGUCCCUCGAGCCCGCCCCCGUCUUCGCCCGCCCCCGUCUUCGCCCGCUCCGCCCUCUCCUUCUCCGGCUACCUCGUCGAGCUCGAGCGUGGCGGUGGCGGCAGCGGAGGAGGAGGAGGAGGAGGAGGAGGCGGUGGCGGCGCCGAUCCCUCGGGGCCGCUCGUCUCCGUCGACAACCUCCGAGCCUACCUGCAAAUCAUCGACAACGCCUCCAUUCUAGGGCUCGAUCACGACAUCGCGGAUCACGCCUUUGAGCUCUUUAGGGACUGCUCCUCUGCCAUUUGCCUGAGGAAUCGCAGUGUCGAGGCCCUCGCUACCGCCGCGCUCGUGCAGGCGAUCCGGGAGGCGCAGGAGCACUCUGCAGAAGAGCGCAAGAAGAUAUUGCUGGACAUUGCUGACGCCCUAGAGGCGAAUGAAAAAUUAAUCAGAACUGAAAAUGAAUCUGAUAUUGCUACUGCACAACAAGCUGGAAUAGAGAAAUCUUUGAUUUCUAGAUCGACUCUAAAGCCUGGAAAGAUAUCCUGCCUUGCAAAGUCAAUACGUGUACUUGUAAAUAUGGUAGACCCAAUUGGCCAGAUAUUGAAGAGAACAGAGCUUGCAGAUGGGCUUAUCUUAGAGAAGACAUCGUGCCCCUUGGGUGUUCUCCUGAUUGUUUUUGAGUCCCGCCCUGAUGCCUUAGUUUGGAUUGCAUCUUUAGCAGUUCGAAGUGGGAACGGGCUUCUCUUGAAAGGUGGGAAGGAAGCCAUGGGAUCCAAUGCAAUAUUACAUAAGGUCAUUUGUGGGGCAAUUCCAAGCAUGGUAGGUGACAAGCUUAUUGGUCUUGUAACAUCAAGAGAUGAAAUUCCUGAUUUACUGAAGAACAAGGACAGGGUUCUCUAGAAACUUGCUGUUCGGGUGGCAUUUUCCUUUUGAUCUCUUCAUUCAAGAACAGCUGGAGCUGCGGAAAUUGAAGUGGGAAGCAAGAGUUUCAAACAUGCGGUGUUUGUUAUUUUUUAGCUACAUUUUGAACAAGUAUUUUUUUGUUAGAACUUAUGUUUGAAAUUUAAUUUGAAUACUGAGAUUGUAAUUUGAGAGUUGAGAUUAUUUGUUAUACAAAUUAUUAAUGCUUUUUGGUUACUAAUAUUUUUUAAUAUUUCAAUUCAUUGUAGUAUUUAGUUGUUAAUCAAUCAAGUAGUUUAAUAUUAAUUUAA
Messenger RNA from Ananas comosus (pineapple), 1419 nucleotides. Its product is annotated as delta-1-pyrroline-5-carboxylate synthase-like. The transcript is spliced from 8 exons. Bases 143 to 1108 code for a protein of 321 amino acids. The record is from RefSeq and is a predicted model, not a curated record. Gene Ontology annotation, molecular function: glutamate-5-semialdehyde dehydrogenase (NADP+) activity. Lineage: Eukaryota; Viridiplantae; Streptophyta; Magnoliopsida; Poales; Bromeliaceae.